CAUUCACCGCCAAAAGGUGUUGUUCCCUUAAGUUCCCUCUCUUCAUUUCUUUGUUCUUUUUCUUCGUUACAGCUACUCUUACCGUUUCCGUUCCGAAUCCUAACCUUCCAUGGCCUCCGAGAAUCUCUCCGCCGACGACGCCACCAACGGCUUCACUCGGCCGGAGAUGUACACGGAGAACCUCUCCGGUACCGUCGACGCCUACGACCGCCACGUGUUCCUCUGCUACAAGAGCCACGAGUCCUGGCCACCGCGCGUGGAGGCCUCCGACGCGGAUCCUCUUCCCAAGCUCGUUGCAGCGACUUGGAAAGCUCGCAAGAACGAUAUCGCGGUCAAGACGAAAAUUACGGUGUGUGAGGCGCGUGAGGAGGCUGGCUUCUCCGACGGUGACGUGUUGAUUUUCCCCGAGAUGAUCAAAUACCGGGGUUUGGAGGAAUCAAAUGUUGAUAGCUUUUUUGAAGAUGUUUUGGUGAAUGGUAAACCAUGGGCUGCUGGAGUGCCGGAGGUGUUGACCGGUUCGCAUGUUUUUGUAUGUGCUCAUGGAAGUCGUGAUGUGAGAUGUGGUGUUUGUGGACCGGUUCUCAUCGAGAAGCUUAAUGAGGAAAUUGAGCUCCGAGGGUUGAAGGAUCAGAUCUUUGUUACUGCUUGUUCUCAUGUUGGUGGGCAUAAGUAUGCUGGGAAUUUAAUCAUAUACAGCCCAGGACCAGAUGGAAAAAUUAUGGGUCACUGGUAUGGCUAUGUUACUCCUAAUGAUGUUCCUGAAUUGUUGGACCAACAUAUUUCAAAGGGAGAGGUCAUCCAACGAAUUUGGAGGGGCCAGAUGGGGCCAUACAUUGUGGAAGUUAAUGAAGCAUAUAACCAGAAACUUGCUAAUGGGGAGGAUACCAGUGAGGGCAAGAAGCAUCACAUUGAAAGUGACAAUCUGAGCAUCAAAGAAAAUGUGGCUGGUUGUUGCCAGGGUGUUAAUGGGGUUUCUUGUUGCAGAACUGCAAGUCUUGAGCAAAACAAUGGGAUUGAAGAAACAACUCAAGCACAUAAAAAGCAGGGGAGCAAAAUCAGUUGGAAUUGGCCUGUAUUGCAGGAGCAUGAUAUUCUCACUGCUGUUGGUGUUCUUGGAGCUGUGGCAGCUGUGACUGUGGCUUACAAACUUUAUAGAAGGUCAGGUUGAUUUACCCUGAGUAUUAGGUUGCUUGGGAGUUUGUAACCCUGAAUUUUUUUGUUUUUGUUUUUUUCUUUUUUGUUGAGGUACAAUAAGAUAAAGAAAUAACUAUGAAAACCAUUUCUACUAAGUCAUAGAUAGACUCUUCCAUGUGUUGGUUGGAAGUAUAGUAUUAGUCUAGCAACAGAUAUAGUGAUGCAAACUUUAUUGUUCUUUUUAAAUUCAACACAAUUAUGUUGGUUAGCGCUGCUGGACGUUCCAGUAUGCUGUGUUUCUUUC
This is a messenger RNA of Gastrolobium bilobum, 1438 nucleotides long. RefSeq names its product altered inheritance of mitochondria protein 32-like. Lineage: Eukaryota; Viridiplantae; Streptophyta; Magnoliopsida; Fabales; Fabaceae. Bases 110 to 1168 code for a protein of 352 amino acids. The record is from RefSeq and is a predicted model, not a curated record. The transcript has 5 exons.